GCAUAAUCACAUUACAAAGCGUACGGGAGUGUUUGUUUGGUGUGUUGUUGCAAGGAAAGAACGUUGUCUUUCUCUGCACGGAAAAUUCCAGCCUUCCUUUGGUAGUGAACCGAUUAUUUCGCACGAUUCAAUUCGUUGGACCUGUCGUAGUGGAACGUUCUCCAACGUGUGGUAAAUGCCAGUGCCAGUAAGUUUAGCUACAAGUGCCAAACAGUAAAAUGGCUUGAACCUAAGCCAGCAACGAAAUUGUGGCUUGAGAGUGCACCUUUCAUGUUCGUGCGAUGUUGUGCGUGUUUAUGCUUCCUGUUUUGCGUUGGUAAAGCAUAACAUCCUCCAGUAGGGGAAUCGUACAGCCAAAUAUGGUUUUUGAUCUCGUACACCGUACCACUAGUGUUCCUCUGAAAGCGAGUGUUUUCCUAAUGCGCGUCUACCCUCAUAAAGUGGUUCGGUAAGAUCGCUAGUGUGUGUAUGUGUGUGUGUGUGUGCGUUUAUUACUAAAAUUUGCACUAACUAAAGUAGGUUCCGUACAACGUUCCAACUACUGGGAAGUGAAAUUAAAAGGCAGCUGUGAAAAUCUCUCAAAUGUUGCUUCCAUUACCACAAAUUACAACAACGAUAGCGAGCGUGUGCAAAAAUUAGCAACAAUUGCGUGUGUGCGAUAAUAGUCAAGUGUGGGUGUGUGUGCGCGUGGAUGUGUGUUUGUUCCAAGCAGGGCUGGGGGUGGAACGGAAUUGGUGGGAAAAUUUCGCACCCAAGAAAGUGAAGGUGAUUUUUCAUGAGUAGUAAGCAGCAACAACUACCAGCUACAAAGAAGCCACAGAAAGAAAGAAUCGAACGCAUUAUAGAAGGCUACAAUCAUAUCUUGCUAAUCCUGUAAAAGACACACAACUAGUUACAAUGGCGGACCAAGAAUCGGACAUGGAAUAUUCGUCCGACAAUGAUUACGAAUUUGAGGAUUAUUACAACUCAGGUGAAGAUUGUGACAUCGAGCAGAUCGAUCCGAAGCGUACCGAUCCGGAAUAUUUUGUGUACGAGUGUUUGAACGUGGAGGAGGUUGAGAAGCUGUUGAAUGAGUCGGUUGAAAAGCUUAGCACGCAGCUACAAAUUACGCCAUCGCUAGCCAAGGUGCUGCUACACGAGACCCGCUGGAACACGGUUGAAGUGAUCGAGCGGUACCGGAACAACGCCUCCAAUCUGCUGGUCAGUGCACGGAUUAAAGCGGCCGCACCCUCGGUGCCACCGCCAGCACAAUUACCCGUCCCGUCUACGUCCUCUGUCGCCGUGGUGGUCGCUACUGGUGCCACCUGCUCAUUCGUCUCAUCCGUCCCUGGCUGCUCGGCCAGCACAGCAAUACCGGGAACGAGCAGCAGCAGUAAUGUUAGUAGUAGUAAAGCUCAUCAAACCAUCGGGUCCACCGGCACUACAACGACGGCAACGGUGACGGCUUGCUGCUACCGUACGCAACUCUGUCCGGUUUGCGUUACGGUGCAAUCGACUGACAAGUUUCACUCACUGUCCUGUCAGCAUUCGUUCUGCCGGGACUGUUGGGCGAUGCACUUCGAGAUACAAAUCGGGCAAGGAAUUUCAACCCAGAUCGAAUGUAUGGAGCAGCGCUGUGAUGUGCGCGUACCGGAAGAUCUCGUGCUGACGUUACUGAAUCGACCGAUGUUGCGUGAUAAGUAUCAACAGUUUACGUUCGCCGACUAUGUUAAAUCACAUCCGGAACUACGCUUCUGUCCCGGUCCAAACUGCCAGACAAUCAUCCGUAGCCAGGACAUUAGCCCGAAGAAGGCUGUCUGCCGGAUGUGUAAGACCGCGUUCUGUUUCCGGUGCGGGACCGAUUAUCACGCACCGACCGACUGCCAGAUCAUACGCAAAUGGUUGACCAAGUGUGCGGACGAUAGCGAAACGGCCAACUACAUCAGUGCCCAUACGAAGGACUGCCCGAAAUGUCACAUCUGCAUCGAGAAGAAUGGUGGCUGCAAUCAUAUGCAGUGCUUCAAUUGCAAGCACGAUUUCUGCUGGAUGUGUCUCGGUGACUGGAAGGCACACGGGUCGGAGUAUUACGAGUGUUCGCGGUAUAAAGAAAAUCCAAACAUCGCCCACGAAUCGGUACACGCGCAGGCUCGGGAAGCACUCAAGAAGUACCUACACUAUUACGAGCGUUGGGAAAACCAUUCAAAAUCGCUUCAGCUCGAGCAGCAGACGCUAGAUCGGAUGCGAACACGCAUCAAUGAGAAGGUGAUGAAGGGACUCGGUACGUGGAUCGAUUGGCAGCAUCUGUUCGAUGCAGCUACCCUACUAGCCAAGUGUCGUUACACACUUCAGUACACAUACCCGUACGCGUACUACAUGGAAUCGAGAAAGGAGCUGUUCGAGUAUCAGCAGGCUCAGCUCGAAGCGGAAAUAGAGAAUCUUUCCUGGAAGGUAGAACGGGCGGAAACGACCGAUCGUGGUGAGUUGGAAAACCAAAUGGACAUUGCGGAAAAGCGACGAACGACGCUGCUGAAAGAUUUCUUUCCAACGGAAGCGUAAAAGUAGGGGGGGUGGGGGAGGGAAAAGAUUCUUUUUCGAACAAAAACUUAAUUCUUCCACCGAACGAAGGGUGCGCGCGUGCGUUACAUUAUAGCUACUAUUAUAGCAACAAGAGCUACUACUACAACAAAUGCUACUAUUACGAUUUGUACACAUUUAGCAUGUAAAAGCAACGUACUACACCCGUGUUCCUGCAGCAGGGUAUUUUAGGGUAAGGUAUUUUGGAUUCUUAGAAAAGCGCCAGCAAUGAAGCUACUAUCCGAUAGAACGACGAAGAAAACAAAAGAAACCAGAAAAGACAUACGCGAUCUUCAGAGCAGCAUUGAUGCAGUGUGAGUGAGUGGAUGCAGCAAAACUAUUAGUGACGUAUAUUUUGCUUAGCUUUAGAUUAGUUAUGAAGGUAAAGAAAAAGUCACGUGGCGUGUUACGAAUAUGGCUAGGGCAAGUAAAUACAAUCUUAAGUAGUAAAUAGAAGAAACGCUGAAAAAGACGCUUGCGUCAAGUGCAAUGAGGGAAUAAAAAUUGAAAACAUUAUGCUUAACAGCAAUACACAGAA
Anopheles funestus (African malaria mosquito) is the source of this 3091-nucleotide messenger RNA. RefSeq names its product potential E3 ubiquitin-protein ligase ariadne-2 (gene ari-2). Gene Ontology annotation, molecular function: zinc ion binding; ubiquitin protein ligase activity; ubiquitin conjugating enzyme binding. NCBI's taxonomy places the organism in Eukaryota, Metazoa, Arthropoda, Insecta, Diptera, Culicidae. Gene Ontology annotation, cellular component: ubiquitin ligase complex; cytoplasm. Gene Ontology annotation, biological process: protein polyubiquitination; ubiquitin-dependent protein catabolic process; positive regulation of proteasomal ubiquitin-dependent protein catabolic process. The transcript is spliced from 5 exons. The coding region runs from base 898 to 2535 and encodes 545 amino acids. The record is from RefSeq and is a predicted model, not a curated record.